AACUUUAAAGCACCCCGAACCCAAACAACGCACAGAACCACACACACACACACACACAUACAUACACACAUACACCGCCACCCAACGUCUCUCCUCUGUCCAACCACUUUCUGUAAUCUACGACAGCUACUUUUGAACAAAAUUAGCAUUCUUUUACACAUUCCCCUAAGGGAAGAACAAUCAUAAUGUCUUAUUACAGCUACAACCAUCAUCAACCAACAGCACCCGCUCCUUCGGUUUCGCACAACCACCACGGCGGUCGAAACCGGAGAGCACCGAGGCUCUCUGUAUCUCAAAAUUCUCAGAAGCAGUUUCGCGGUGUGAGGAGCAUGAAGGAGCUUAGUGAAUCUGUUUCCGUGAAUGCUUUCCGAUCACAAUUUGAGGCAAGCCGCUCUUUCGAUCUCGAGGACGACAUGGAGUUUUGCCCCAAGCUGUUAACGGAGAUUGAUCUGGUGUCGAUAAGCAGCGCUUCUUCCGACCGAUCUUCACUAUCCAGCAACUCGCCUAAUGCUUCACCCACGCAACACCCGCAGCAAGUUGCUACCAGCUUCUCUCUCAACUCUACCUCUCCAGCUUUUAUUCCACCUACUUUCCAAACUCAGCAGUCGAGUCUUAAGUUGCAUGCACCCGCCGCCACCCGGGCGCGCAACGCCAUCCCUAUCAUCAACCCCGCCAAUGGCCUGACCAUGUCCAGCCCGCCGCCGUCCGUUUCGCCUGCCCGAAUGCAGCACAUCGGCAGACGGUGGUAGAUGGCCUAUCGUCUCGCUUCCUCUUUGGAUUCUGAGAUGACUCACCAUCUGACCACUCGUUUGCAGUUGUUCUGAACAUCUUCUACUUUCCGUUUAGAAGACAUUUGCUGCUCCUAUAGCAGCUGUUCAUCUUGGCGGGCACCGGUACGGAUAU
Molecule: messenger RNA, 903 nt
Organism: Daldinia vernicosa
Lineage: Eukaryota; Fungi; Ascomycota; Sordariomycetes; Xylariales; Hypoxylaceae
Exons: 2
Coding region: 186-749 (187 amino acids)
Source: RefSeq, a predicted model, not a curated record